AUGGCAGGACGCUCACAUCCUCUAGUACGCGGAGCUCAAUCCUCCUCAUCCAUAUUGGUGAAUAGCUGUCAGCGAGGAAACCCUGUGCUGCAAUAUAUCAAAGGCGUGGCUUGGGAAUAUGCAGAUAUUGUGCCUGACUACCAGGUCGGACUGUCGAAUGGCGUGCUAUUCUUGAGCUUGCGGUACCACCGUCUUCAUCCUGAAUACAUUCAUACGCGUAUCCAGAAGUUAGCACAUAUGUACACUCUACGAGUGCUACUGGUUGUCUGUGAUGUGAAUGAUCAUCAACCGGCUAUACGUGAGCUGACCAAAAUUGCUCUGAUUAAUCGAAUGGUAAUGAUGGUUGCCUGGAGUGCUGAAGAGGCGGGUAGGUACUUGGAGAUGUACAAAGCCUUUGAGCAAAAACCACCCGACGUGAUUCGUGGCAAGACGAAGCAAGAUUACAUGAAUGUAAUGCAAUCCGUUCUUACCAACGUUCGCGGGAUCAACAAAACCGAUGUUUGGACACUUUCGUCCAGUUUUAAGUCCUUCGCGGAUUUAGCCAUGCAACCGCCAGAAAAGUUUCUUAUGCUGCCCGGCAUGGGCGACAUCAAAGCCAAGAAUCUGGCGCGGGCCUUUCGUGAACCGUUUCAAGCAGAGAAAGCAACAUCCCAUAAGCAAAUUAGUGCUUCAACUUUUGCUGGCGAUCUCCCCACGAAUGAAUUGUCUGUUGGUUCCCCUGAUAAGAAUGAUGCAGUCGAACACGUUCACGAAUCAACUGCUUCCGAUGGUGCGAUUAUGGACUCCCUUCCUAGCAACUUUGAUACCCUAAGCGAAGAGGAGCAGCUACGCAUUGCCCUGCAGCUUAGUAUGGACGGGCAGGUAUAA
This is a messenger RNA of Malassezia sympodialis ATCC 42132, 867 nucleotides long. It is a transcript of the gene RAD10, whose product is annotated as DNA repair protein RAD10. Gene Ontology annotation, molecular function: damaged DNA binding; single-stranded DNA binding. Gene Ontology annotation, cellular component: ERCC4-ERCC1 complex; nucleotide-excision repair factor 1 complex; nucleus. The record is from RefSeq and is a predicted model, not a curated record. Lineage: Eukaryota; Fungi; Basidiomycota; Malasseziomycetes; Malasseziales; Malasseziaceae. Gene Ontology annotation, biological process: mitotic recombination; UV-damage excision repair.